UAUGGGUAAAAGAACAAGGUUCCAGGUAGAUGAUAAGGCUCAGUUAAUCCUGGAAGUCAAAAGAAAUUCUGUUAGUUCCUCAGAUGUAGACUGUACACAAGUGGAGGUCUCACAUACUAACUCCAGUCUUCCAAAGGACCUGAAUCUAGAUGAUGACACUAUUCUAAAUGCUAUCAGCUUUACAGAUGGGGAUGUAAAAUCUACCCAGGUAUCUGCAACAGAACAGGCUCUUAUUCUAGGAGUCAUGGAAGAUUACAGAAGAAGUCGGGCAAGUCAUGAUGAGUUAACAGAGGAAGAAGUUCAGGCUUAUCUUACAUAUGUUCUAGGUCAGAUGAGGUCAUGGAGUGUAGGUGUGGCAGGGUUGCUAUUGAGGUCAAAGUUAGAGAAGGGUAGCAGUCGGAGAUUAGAGAGAUCCAUGAGACAAAUUGAGGAGUUGUUUAAUCAGACAAUGAGGGAGGAGCCAUCUGCAGGUCAGAGGUCACAUCUUUUCUACGCUGUAAAGAUAGUUCCUGUCUGGGAUAUGCAGAAACAACUAGCUGAACUAUUGUUGGCACUGGGUGCUAUUGGUUCAGCUUUACAGAUCUAUGAGGAGCUAGAGAUGUGGGAGGAAGCUGUGGCCUGCUACCAGAGACUUGGUAAAUCUGAAAAGGCAGAGACAGUGAUAAGAGAGCAACUUGCUGUGAGAGAAACUCCAAACUUGUGGUGUUUCCUUGGUGAUAUAACACGCAAUAUUGAACAUUAUGAGAAAGGUUGGGAGUUAUCUAAACAUAGGUCAGCACGAGCUCAGAGAUGUAUGGGAUACUUGUACUUUGCUAAAGAACAGUAUGCAAAGUGUUUAGAAUGUUUUGAGAAGUCCCUGAAUGUUAAUGCUCUACAGGUACCAGUUUGGUUUACAUAUGGUUGUGCAGCAAUGGCAGCUAAAGAUUUCAAUCUUGCUGUGAGGGCAUUCCAAAGAUGUGUGAGCAUAGAUUAUGAUAAUUUUGAGGCAUGGAAUAAUCUGGCAUCGUCAUAUAUAAAACUAGGGAAAAAGAAAAAAGCAUUUAUGACGUUAAAAGAUGCAAUAAAAUGUAACUAUGAAAACUGGAGAAUCUGGGAAAAUUAUUUACUGGUUGGAACAGAUUGCGGGGAGUUUGGUGAAGUAAUAAGGGCCUAUCACAGAUUAUGUGAUCUGAAGGAGAAAUGGGUAGAUGAAGAGAUAUUGGGUAUACUUGUUAGAGCUGUUAAUGAGAACCUACCAGAUGCUCAAGGUAAUCCAGCAAAAAGAAUAGAACCAAAACUCCGUGAACUGUUUGGAAGAGUCACUUCAAGGGUGACUGAUAAAGCUGAAAUAUGGAGAUUGUACGCUCAGUUGUGUACUGAUGAUCAAGAUAAGAUGUUACAGUACCUUCAGAAAGCACAUAGAUGUGUGAUGCAGACAUCAAACUGGGAGAAAGAUAUAGAUCAGUGUCAUACUGUAGCCCAGCAGUCUCUACAACUUGCUGACAGCUACGUCUCAGCUAGUAGUGUGGCGAAAACUUCCACGCAGUCUCUACAGUUGAUGUCAUCAGCAAAAUUAAUGAUAAAAGGUGUUCUUCACUAAAAUUAAGCAACAACAUACAGAUCCUAUAACAGAGAGUAUACCAUCAGACAAGAUACGAGAUUUAUGUUCACAGCUACAAGAACAACUAGAUAAUCUUAUACACAAUAUAAAACAGUGAAAAUUUGGCUUAUGCCA
Messenger RNA from Ruditapes philippinarum (Manila clam), 1714 nucleotides. RefSeq names its product tetratricopeptide repeat protein 27-like. The coding region runs from base 2 to 1579 and encodes 525 amino acids. The record is from RefSeq and is a predicted model, not a curated record. NCBI's taxonomy places the organism in Eukaryota, Metazoa, Mollusca, Bivalvia, Venerida, Veneridae. Gene Ontology annotation, molecular function: protein binding. The transcript is spliced from 17 exons.